Messenger RNA from Schizosaccharomyces japonicus yFS275, 980 nucleotides. RefSeq names its product dynein light chain Dlc1. The coding region runs from base 281 to 616 and encodes 111 amino acids. The record is from RefSeq and is a predicted model, not a curated record. Gene Ontology annotation, cellular component: Nsk1-Dlc1 complex; horsetail-astral microtubule array; cortical microtubule cytoskeleton. Gene Ontology annotation, biological process: dynein-driven meiotic oscillatory nuclear movement; nuclear migration involved in conjugation with cellular fusion; attachment of mitotic spindle microtubules to kinetochore. The transcript has 3 exons. Lineage: Eukaryota; Fungi; Ascomycota; Schizosaccharomycetes; Schizosaccharomycetales; Schizosaccharomycetaceae.
UCGUUUAAUACCGUCUCGUUUACAUACUUCCAUUUCCACCUGUACCUGUCUAAUACAACCGCUCUCAUUGGUUCCAGCCUUCUCUGGCCCCGCACGCCAACCCCCUCUCUGAUUUGCUGAUGCCUCUAUUUACAUUCCCCGCAUUCCCCUCGCUUAUUCGGAAUCUUAGAUAGUGACAAACGGGUAUUCUUCCUCGACGUAUACAAUUCUCCCUGUCCUCUUCCAAACACCCCAGCUGUUACGCGUACGACGAACAAAUUCUCCCAUAUAUUCCUAUACCAUGAGCUGCCCUCUUAGUAGAGAAAAGAUCGAUGCCAUUUGCUCUGAAGCAGUUACUUCGUUGCUGAAGGAACCCGUCUAUGAACACGACACUAUCCUUAAAUUAAACAAGGAAGCUAUUCGCUUCGUUCUUUCUGCAUUGAACAAGGAUGCUUCCUCAUACAAAUGGAUCGUUAACAGCACUGUCGUUCAAAAGCUCCCUGCAGGCCAUCCUACUGCGGGUGUAACGGCUUCCCAGGCUGCAUCUUGGGAUUGCGAAAGAGAUGGCUUCUUGGUCGUCAAGAAAUCUAGUCCCGUUGUCGGAAUCACAUUGACUAUUACAUUUGUCUCUUUCUAGAUAUGUUGUUUUCAUCGAUGAUGGGCACAACUACCGGCAGGAGCUCAGCAAGCUGCUGAUGAUGAUGGUACUCUCACUAGUACCAAUUACCCAUUUGCUCAAGUUUAUCCCCAUCAGUUUAUACCGCUGGAAACCCACAAAAUGACGAAACAAUAGUAACUAUUGCAGGGACGCGAGCCACCAUUGACUGAAAUCUUCCACGGCUCUUCUGCUCCCGAACCUUACCGCCUCCUGCUCAACUUAGGCUGGUGCUUGCUUUUCUCAACAAAUUCGUAUCUUAUCUUAGCGAGUCUCGUUACUACACGUUAAAGUUACAAUGUUACCCGAGACACGGUAUAAUGUACAGGCAGCUUAAUGAGACAGC